GUCUUAAUUGGCAUUCAGGAAGGGAGGAGUGUAAUCUUCUAUAUAUGUAUUUAAUUUUUUGUCAUUUUUUUUCGGGGAUCGGCCGACUAUAUCCUUCAGCUACCUUAUAUCUACGAUUGGAUAUGGAAAUGGAAAUUGGAAGUUUGAUAUUUUUGAAGAUAAAAACUAAGAUAUUUUGUCUAAUGUUGUUUUCUAAGAAAUUUGUCUACUAUUGAAAUUCUCAUAAGGAUCAGCCAACUGUAUCUGAUAUUUGCGACAUAUAUCCGAUCUUAACAGCAACGGACCCGUGCCAAGGGAGCGAAGUAGCGUGCCCUCUACAAAUUUCAAAGAUACUCAGCGGUUAAAAACAAAACAACGCCUUCAAUAAAUGUCAAAUUAAGGGCGUUUUGAUACAGUUUCUCUCAAAAGUACCCAGUAGGAAAUGGAUUGAUCCGCUUCAACCUCGCCUGUCAUGCGAAGCACAUGGAGUGGAAAAUUUCCGCACUGGAUAAGAAUACCAAAAAGAUAAAAGAUAAGCCCUAAAUCACACCGCAGACAUCUAAUGGCUGCUGGGCUUAUGUAGUAACAAUGAUAUUUUUUCUAUAAAGGCACUGGUGCUCUGGUAACUGUUUCUCCGGAGAGCAAUACUAUCGCAUUGUAGCUCAUUAUCUUUUCAGAAAUCACUAACACCCAUCAGUGGCACGGAGCACCCCACAAUUGGGCCACUCAUCUGGGGUUCACCUCUGCGUUAUCGCAAAAUAUUAAACCGGUUGCGCAGUUUUAGAGCUGUUCAAUUGCCCGCACGUCGAGCUCUGUUGUGGUCACUACCUCGUUAGCUACCAAGCACUUAAUCAGCUGAAAUCUGUAGGAAAAAGUGAACAUGUCUCUGAAAAAGGAAAAAAUUGGCAUUGUUGGCAGCGGGCUUAUUGGCCGCUCCUGGUCCAUGUUGUUCGCCUCUGUGGGGUAUCAAGUGGUUUUGUAUGACAUCCUGCCUGAGCAGGUGUCCACUGCCUUGUGCCUCACAGAGAAAGAGCUGCAGAACCUGGAGUCAAAGGGUCUGCUCCGUGGCAAACUGACCGCCGCACAACAGUUCUCCUGUAUUUCGGGAACAAAUGACCUCAAGGAGCUGGCUAAGGGUACCAUUUUCAUUCAGGAGUGUAUUCCCGAGCGUCUGGACUUAAAAAAGGCGCUUUACAAACAGCUCGACGAAGUGGUUGGUCCCAAUACCAUCCUAUCCAGUUCCACUAGCACCUUCCUUCCCUCUCUCUUUAGCGCAGACUUGAAAAACAAGGCCAACGUUUUGGUGUCGCAUCCCGUCAACCCACCCUACUAUGUGCCGCUUGUUGAAAUUGUACCAGCUCCCUGGACCAAACCGGAAUGGGUACAAAAAACCCGAGCCAUUAUGAACGAAAUCGGUCAGAAGCCAGUCACAUUAUCGCGUGAGAUCGAGGGAUUUGCCUUGAACCGCAUUCAAUAUGCAAUCCUUAAUGAGACAUGGCGCCUUGUCGAGGCUGGCAUCCUAAACGUCAAGGAUAUUGAUAGUGUGAUGAGCGACGGUCUGGGAAUGCGCUACGCCUUCUUGGGCCCAUUGGAAACAGCCCACCUGAACGCCGAGGGUAUGGCAAACUAUUUUGAACGCUAUUCCAAGACCAUUUAUGCAGUAAGCGAGACCAUGGGGCCUACGCCCAAAAUGGAGGGUUCUGUAGCAGUUGAUGUUGCCAAACAGUUGGGGGAAAUGGUGCCUUUGGAUCAGUUGGUCGCUCGCCGCAAUUACAGAGACAACUGUCUCACCCAACUUAGCAUUCUUAAGAGCCAACUCAAUAAGAUACAGUAGACAAAUUUUUUUUGUAUCUUAUGAUUGCCUUUUUAUUUGAGUUAUCACGGUGAGAUGUACGUUUAAAAUAUGAAUUGCAAUGAAUUAAAAUAAAACUGAAUCAUAUAAAUAAAACGAAGCCACAAAGAAAACCAUAA
Drosophila bipectinata is the source of this 1950-nucleotide messenger RNA. Lineage: Eukaryota; Metazoa; Arthropoda; Insecta; Diptera; Drosophilidae. The record is from RefSeq and is a predicted model, not a curated record.